ACGUAAGGCCUAACCGGAGAAGUAAAGAUCCGUUUUCAAAUUCCUCGCCAUAGUGUGGACGGGGCUUAAGAUCGCAAAUUAAACAUGCCAUGUAAAUUACUGAACGUGUUUAUAACUGUUUAUGCUGUGUGUCCAACACAACAUCCCUGCAAUUAAUUCGAUAUUGCUAACACAUGCUUCCUCUAUAGAACUCACAGAGGAUUUUUCGGCAAUAUCCACAGCAAACAGUUGUUGAACAUAGCUAGCAAAUUAAGUUUCUUCAGUUAGUUUGGCCAGUGUAAACAAUCCUUCAGCACAGUUUGAUCGGUAUUUGCAUAGUCAUUUGUUUCAUUCAAGUGAAGAAUAAAUUAACACCAGAUUUUGAAAUGUUUGGGUUCGAACUCCAGGGAUUUUGGAAAGUUAAUGCUUUUUAAACGUAUUAGAUAAAAAUCUUGUGAUAACUAUCUUAAAUGUCGGGAUUGUAAAUACUGAUCGAGGAAAUUAUUUCUAAAGGAACUUUUCUACUUGGAUUCUGACGCUAAAACCGCGUAAUUUAUUUUAAGUUUUCAAACAAAGUAAGAUGGCGCCGUAAUCAAUAGAGAUGAUGUUCGGUUAAGGAAAGUCUCCUUGUAACAAGGUAAGCUUGUGUUUUUCGACCACAUGAUUCAAAUGCGGUUUCUGAUAAUAGUUUUUUUUUUACCACGGCAUUAGUGCAUUUCACAUGUUUCACAUUUAUGAAAAGCCAGUGUUAAUGAGUUGUUUUCUUUCUCUUCGUUUCUUCAGCGACAGGUGCUUGCGGUAUCGAAACUAGGACUUGAGGUCUGAAGAGACUGAAGCGAACAAUAUCUUUUACCAAGGAGACAACGCUUCACCAUGAAAACUGUGAAAACGUUCUCGCUAACAAGUGAAAACUUGAAGAAAUUCGAAAAAGAACUUCAAGAAAAAGACAGGAAAAGACAUUCUUUACAAAGAAACGUAAUCCACGAGAGAACAGAAGCCGAUGGCAGAAGCUCUGGAAUUCACUCUUACGGCUCGCAAUUGAGUGCGUUCAAAGAAACCCUCAAUGAGAACUCUAAGCAUGCGGAUACCAAAAAGUUGCUCAAUUCCAAUAAUAAUUCACAAGGUCCGAGGAAAUACUCUUACUCACUUGAUCGACCAGAGCGCGAAGCUUUCCGAAGAAAUCCGGAGGGACAAAGUCGAAACGAAAGCUCACAUGCUACACCACAUAUUGUGAAAAUUGAUUAUGAGGAGGGAAGUGAUCGCAUUAACUACAACAGUGAGAGCGAGAAGGGGAAAAAAGGGCUCGUCUCCGACAAGGACGAGGAAGAGGAAAGUGAUGACGAUGACGACGACAGCAGCGAUGAUGAUGAUGAUGACGACGAGGAUGAAGAUGACGAAAGUGACGAGGAGAGUGAUGAAAGUGAUGAGCAGAGUGACGAUGACGAUGAAGAAACAGAAACAACCCCAAGACGACCUUUGGCAACUCCUACAACAGUUCGAACACACUACACUAGCAGUAUAAAUGCGAGCGUGAGCAGCAUCCCAACAGUUGCUUCAGUGAAGAGCAGACCAGAGUCCACAAACACUAUUAAAACAACCAAGACAGCGAGAAAAGGAAGUGCAUUCUCCAAUGCAAGCUCAGCGCCUUCUUAUGUUUUGAAUAUGAAUCAGUACCGCAUGAAAAAAAUGGCAACAAAGAAAGAAAAAGAGCGCGAGAAGCUUGGAGCAAAAUUGACUGAAUCAGAAUUGUCUUAUGGACCAAGUCGCCAAUCAAAUGCGAGUGCGAUGAGUAUGCGCGAGAAAGGUACUACAAGUGCGCAAAGCAACGGAUCUUAUGUGGCCACGAGAAACUGGUCAAGAUGGAGUAAUUACAGUGCAGCAGGAUACAGUAUUAGCGAAGGGCCAGAGACGAGUCACAUGUUUAGAAAACCUGCCAAAAAAGAGUCAACUUCCCAGAACACGCGAGCAAAGACUCCCAGGAACAAGCCACAAUCUCGUUCUCAAGUGCCACAUUUGCCAGUGAUCGGUAAAAAUAUUUCAAGUAAAUCUGUUCCCGAUUUGCGAAAAACUGGUAAACGUCACGUGACCCUUACGCUUGAACCAGGACUGUUACGUGUACGAGCUGCGAGUCGUAGUCAAAUAGCUUCUCGAUUGAGUACUCGUUCAAUAAUAAAACGCCCAAACACAACACAUGUAAAAUCAGUUCCAGACCUUAACAAACAAGCCGUGAUGUCUUAUUUUGAGAUGGAAAGAGGAAUACACAAAUCAGCGAGUAGGUCUGGGCUUAGGAAGAAGAGCGUAAAGGCCGCGGAAGCUAACGACUAUAGAGAAGCUAUAAAGCAGAAAGGAACGGAAAUCAACGAUGACAUUGAUUUUACAAAUAGACGGAAACGAGUUCGAAAACUGAAGGAACGCCCACAGAGACAAAGAAAUGAAACAUCUCUUAGUUCUGUAUCGAGUGCGCAUUCAAAUUCGCGUCGACGUAACAAAAUUAUGAAUAAACGUGGUUCUUCUCUGUCCAGCGCUUUGUCAAUGUCAUCUUUACAAUCAAGUCAAACUGGACAAAGUGGGAAACCUGCUUCCUCUAGUGCAUCUAGCAAGGCGAGUCUAGCGUCACGAAAAGCCAGAUUACCGCUACUUAAAAGAUAUGCUGGUUAUCAGAGCGGGCGAGAUCACGUGUCCAGUGGAGCCUCGCUCCUCGCACCUGGAACUCCUUUCAGUGUGAUUCUUCAGCGCAGUCCAAGCCUUCGAUCUGUCGUAACAGAGUACAGCAGUUUCCUUAGUUUAGCAGCCUCAAGUGUUAAGUCUGCACGGCCCACCUCCAGAUCGAGCCUAUCAAGUACAGAUGGAGAAAGCACUGCCGUUGGUCCCCAAUCCUCCAGUCCUGACAAGGAAGAAGAGAAAGAAAUUAAACAACACAAACCAGAGCCAGUGGAACCUCGGAGGAUCCCUUCAUCUAGAGCCAGUGAAAAGAGAAACUUCCCUGUAAAGGAAGAAAAACAAACUGAUUCUGAAUCUGAACAGCUUCGUUUACCAGCCAUUAGACCUCAGUCAGAGUCAUCCAGUGGCAAGUCACCCUAUUUAUCUUCUGUAAAGGUUGUAACACCAAAAGAAAUCGAACGGGCAAAGAAGAAGAAAAAGCUCAAGUUACCACAAAUUGUUCAAGUAAACCAUCCACUUCCGACCUUCGCAGAAGCCACACGGGAUACCGGGAUAACUCGACUCGUAAAACUGGCAAAGCCUAAGGAAUCUAAAGCUGUAUGGAUGACAAGUUUUUGGCCGAUUGUGUGGGGGAAUCAGGAUAUGAUGUGGCCAAUUUCCAGAGCAGCGCUCUCGGCAAAUUCUUCAGAGAGAUUAAUGACCCUAGCAACGCCGAAGAAAGAUUUCCAGCUGGAUCACCCACUCAGCUGUAACAGAGGGGAAUAUGUUUACAGCUGUGGUCGCGAGUCUGUUAUCUGGAAUGUGCAACCUUUGGCUUUGAAAACUAAUAUUUCCGCAAGGGUCAAUAAGUUGGCAGAGCCAAAAAAGUUACCGCCAGAUCAUAAAGAACAAAGGGAAGCUUAUAUCUUCAGCUGUGGAAGAAGUUCUCCCAUUUGGCAGGUGAGCGAGGCAGCCAAGACGGUAGAAGAGCGGGAAAGAUCCAUGAGACUUGCACAGGCUAAGAAAUGUCAUCCUCAUUACCAGCCGGAGCGCGAGGUGCCGUGGAUCGUCAGUGAACCGGCAAAACGAGCUGUGUCCUCCGCGCGGGUCGAACAACUCGCACGUCCCAAAACGCGCCAAGAUGGGCUCAUCAGGGAGCCAACAUGGCGGGUGUCGUCAGCGAGUAGACGCACUGUGGCAUCAGCGAGAGUUCAGGAACUUGCAAAGCCUAAGCAGACAGUGGAAGGGUACUUACCGUCCAGAGAGACCGAGUGGCCUGUUAGUAAGAGCACUUUAAGAGCGAUGGCCUCUGAAAGGACGCAAAAUUUGUCCAAGCCUAUUAUACGAGAAACAAUGGAUCAUGUUCAGUUUAACCCAGAUGCAUUCACUGUUAGUGAAACUGCGAGAAAAGCUAACGCAUCUCAAAGGAUCGUUGAAUUAGCCCAACCUAUAUCACGUGGUCACAAAUGAUGGACGUGCUCAAAAAACGGAAGCAUUCAUCGACCAGCCUCCAGGCUUGAAGAAAUAGUGAAAGCCAUCGAUUUACUGUCGACGCGUUUUUCAUGAAUCAAAUUCAAACUCAAAUUAUUUAUUUUAAGAUUCCAAAUUGACAGGAUUUUCCUGAAAAAUUUCCCAUUCAAUAGAGCUCUUAACUGGUAUAUACCUAACUAUUUGUCAUACAGUAAUAGCCCACGUACAAGAACCUGAAAUUUUCAAUUUAGCCUAAAUAGGUUCUUAUAUAAAUGGUACUUAAAGCAAAUUCAGGCUACCAAGGUUCUUAAAAUAGGUUCUUCAUAUUUUCAUAUGAAUUUCAUCUGAAUAUACUAUAUGUAUUAUAAAUAUCAUCUCAUAAUACAGUAUAAAUCAUUUAUUUGUACCAUAGAAUGGCAAACACAACAGACAUACAACAUGGUACUUAAGCUUGAAGGCAAAAAAAAAAAAGUUAUGUCAAGUUACUUUUAAAUAGAUGAUGAUCUUAAUUCAGCAGUUUCUACCUAUACACUUUUACAGCAACCCCACUGAUAAGAACCUAACUUAAAAUGUUAGCCUUACUAGGUUCUCAUGUGGAGGGGGCUUAAAAUGAAAAUUUUAGCCUAACAGGUUCUAAAAACCCAGGUUCUUAUACGUGGGCUAUUACUGUAUCUCUUAUACACCCAUUCAUUCGCACACAGAUUAAACUAAUUUUGAAAACUUGAAAGUCGGUCAAAGUGAUCCCACCCUCAAGGUGGUGUUCAAAAAGGAACUUUUCAAAUCAGAAUGUGAGCGUGGAAUUAUUACUUUCGAUUGCAUGACAAGAUGUCUUGAAAUAGCUUGAUGAAAUUGUCAUUUAUUGGGCGGAUUAUUUGUUCAGUUCUUUUUGAUAUGAGAGGAACAUUUGAUGCUUGUUACUUCAUUGUGUGAAGAAUGUAGGAAGACAACUUUAUCCAAAGAUUACUUUAUUUUUUGAGCAUUUUUUUUAAGUUGCAAGUCAUCUUGUCUAGGAAAAUAAACUUUUCUCUUUGGCGA
This is a messenger RNA of Orbicella faveolata, 5124 nucleotides long. RefSeq lists its product as uncharacterized. The record is from RefSeq and is a predicted model, not a curated record. NCBI's taxonomy places the organism in Eukaryota, Metazoa, Cnidaria, Anthozoa, Scleractinia, Merulinidae.